AUGAGUAAUAAUAGUAAUAAUAAUGUUUCUGUAUUUAUUUCCGAGGGUUUUAAUAACUGGAAAAAAGCUGUUGAAAGGUUUAAUAUGCACGAAAAUUCAGAAUUGCACAAAACUAAUGUAGUUAAAAACUCUUUUAUUAAAAGAAAUGCAAAUAUAUAUGCACAAAUAUCGGAUAGUCAUAAAAAGUCUAUGGAAGAAUCUAGAUUAGCUCUUGAUAAAAUAAUAUCUUCAGUAUUUUUUUUGGCAAAACAAGGCUUAGCAUUAAGAGGGCAUACAGACGAAUCUGCAAAUUUAAAUCAGUUAUUAAAACUUCGAUCGGAAGAUUCGACUGAAUUGAAUAACUGGUUAGGUAGAACAAAAUAUAAGUGGAUUUCUCACGAUAUAAUUAAUGAAAUUCUUAGCAUGCUGUCAUUAGAAGUCAUUAGAAAUAUUAUCAAACAAAUUAAAGAAAACACAUUUUAUGCCAUUUUAUUAGACGAAACUAGUGAUAUUACUGUCAAAGAACAAAUUUCGUUUUGUUUAAGAACAGUGGACAAAGAAUCGUUGGAAAUCGAAGAAUAUUUUAUGGGUUUUUACGAAACGCCUAAAACAGAUUCUGAUACUCUUUUCAAAAUUCUGAAAGAUAUUUUGUGUAGAUUGGAAUUAGAUUUUUAUAAUAUUAGAGGACAAUGUUUUGAUGGUGCUAGCAAUGUUUCUGGAAUUCAUAAAGGAUUACAAGCUAGAAUAAAAGAAAUUGAACCAAGAGCAUUGUUUGUUCACUGUCAAGCUCAUUCUUUAAAUCUUGUUACCCAAGAUAGUAUGCGAAAUGUAAAAAAUGCUAGAGAUGUACUAAAUUUUAUAAGAGAAUUAAUUACAUUUAUUAAACAAUCACCUAAGAGACUAUCUUGGUUUAAAACGAAUCAAAAAGACGAAAAUAUGACAUCUCUAAGACCAUUUUGUCCUACUAGAUGGACGUUACGAUAUACUUCUCUGUGCUCUGUUAUGGAUAACUACAAUGAGCUAUUGACAUUUUUGUCAGAUUUUUCAAAAACUGAACACAAUGAUGCAGAUUCAAAGGCAAAUGGAUUUUUCAAACAAUUAAAAACUGCAGAUACUUAUAUAAUGCUUAAAAUAGUGAUAAGUAUUUUUAAACACAUGGAGACUACAAAUACAGUAUUGCAAAGUAAAUCAUUAGAUUUUAAACUUUCUGUUCAAAUUUUGAAUACUUUAGAAGAUACUAUUUCAAAUUUGAGAGAUACAUUUCACAUUUUAUGGAAAUCUGCAAAGAAAGAAUGGUCAGAUUUAAAAUUAGAUGCACCAAAGGAAUCUAGAAAACGAAAAAAACCUCAAAAAUAUGAAGACGGAGUAACGAAGUCCUUUGAAUUUUCACCUGAAAGUAAAUAUAAUCAAAUAUAUAAAGAAAUCAUUGAUCAUAUACUUUCUGGCUUACAACUAAGAUUUAACUCUGAAAUUCGAUCAUUUUUAUGUAAUGUGGAAAUGUUUUUAAUUGAUCCAAAAAUAUCUCCCGAAAUAAUAUGUACAUUUUACAAGGAUGAUAUAAAUAUUGAUAAGCUAAAACUUCAUAGAGAUAUGUUUCAUGAUAUAAUUAAAGGCCAAGGAUUAAUUGUUUCAUCAUUCGCAGAUAUAUUAAAUAUUUUUAAAAAUAAAUCGUAUUUAGUCAUUCAUUUAACAGAGCUCAGGAAAUGCAUACAAUUGAUAUUAACAGUACCAGUUACUACAUGUACUACCGAACGAUCUUUUUCUAUGUUGAGGAGGUUAAAAACUUAUACCAGAAGUACCAUGACGCAGACCAGCAAGAGACUCGAAUGGGCUGGGCACUUAUGGAGGAAGAAUGGCAUAUGCAAGCAAGUUCUGAUGGGCAGAAUCAAUGGUAGAAGACCCAGAGGCCACCCUAGACAUAGAUGGAUGGACACUGUAAAAUCAGAUCUAGCAGAGAUUGCACCAGAAACAGAACUAGCAGAAAGUGAAAAUAAAGAGAAGUGGCAAGAAAUAGUGGAAGCAGCAAAGGCCCUUAAUGGGCUAUAA
Molecule: messenger RNA, 2025 nt
Organism: Sipha flava (yellow sugarcane aphid)
Lineage: Eukaryota; Metazoa; Arthropoda; Insecta; Hemiptera; Aphididae
Product: zinc finger MYM-type protein 1-like
Exons: 2
Coding region: 1-2025 (674 amino acids)
Molecular function (GO): protein dimerization activity
Source: RefSeq, a predicted model, not a curated record